GAACGAGAUCAAGGACAUGGAGAUGCAGUACUGGGGCUGGAAGCUUUCUUAAAUGAAACAUUAGGAUCUGCCAUUGGAAGGACUGCAGGUGAUAGAUGAUGUGGUUUCCAGCAGAGGUGGGGAGACAGGAUCGGGUUUGUGGAAGAGGAGUAGGUAGUACAUGCCUUUGCUGGGAGGUGGAUGCUGGUAUAUAAUCAGUUGGAAGCAAUGACAAGCAGACAUACUGCCACAGCCAUGGAGGGGAUUGUGACUAUGUAUCAGGACUUCAUGAAGAAAGCAGACCCCCGCAUUGCUGAUUAUCCACUGAUGCAGUCCCCGUUCCUUGUGUUGGGCAUCCUUCUGGCAUAUGUCUACUUUGUACUCUCCUUGGGUUCCCAGGUAAUGGCAAACAGGAAGCCUUUAAACGUGAAGAAAUUCAUGGUGCUAUAUAACUUCUUCCUGGUGGGGCUCUCACUCUACAUAGUCUAUGAGUUUCUGAUGGCAGGGUGGCUUACUGGGUACACCUGGCGAUGUGACCCUGUGGACUUCUCACAGGACCCCAAGGCCCUCAGGAUGGUCAGGGUUGCUUGGCUGUUUGUCUUUUCCAAGUUCAUUGAACUGACGGACACGGUCAUUUUUGUCCUGAGGAAGAAGAAUGAACAGGUCACAUUUCUGCACCUUUUCCACCACUCUGUCCUGCCCUGGAGCUGGUGGUGGGGAGCAAAGUUUGGACCAGGGGGAAUGGGAUCAUUCCAUGCCAUGAUCAAUUCCAUGGUGCAUGUGGUCAUGUACUUCUACUAUGGGCUCUCAGCAGCAGGACCUGCCUUCCAGAAGUACCUGUGGUGGAAAAAACACAUCACAGCCAUCCAGCUGACACAGUUUGUGAUCGUCUCUGUCCACAUCUCCCAGUACUACUUCAUGCCCAGCUGCCAGUACCAGUUUCCCAUCUUCAUCCACCUUAUCUGGAUUUAUGGGACCAUCUUCUUCAUCCUCUUCUCCAACUUCUGGUACCAGUCUUAUACCAAAGGCAAACGAUUGCCCAGGGUGGCUCAGCAAGCAGCCCAGCACAAUGGUAGCAGCAUCCAUGAGAAUGGCACUGUCACCAAUGGCAAGGUCAAAGCCAACUAGAGGGCAGCCUGGCCCUCCCAGAGCCAAUGAGAGCCCCGGGGCAGAGGCAGCUGGGACCUGUUCCCCUGCUCCUGGGUGCCAAGUCAAGUGCCUACAGACUGUUGUACCCCUGUGCCCAGCCCUGCUGUCCUCUGUCUGCAUGCCCAGCCCCUUUGCUCUGAGCAGCUGUGGGCAACUUCUCCUGCUCUU
Molecule: messenger RNA, 1296 nt
Organism: Coturnix japonica (Japanese quail)
Lineage: Eukaryota; Metazoa; Chordata; Aves; Galliformes; Phasianidae
Gene: ELOVL1
Product: ELOVL fatty acid elongase 1
Biological process (GO): fatty acid elongation, polyunsaturated fatty acid; fatty acid elongation, monounsaturated fatty acid; very long-chain fatty acid biosynthetic process
Cellular component (GO): endoplasmic reticulum membrane; endoplasmic reticulum
Molecular function (GO): fatty acid elongase activity
Source: RefSeq, a predicted model, not a curated record